UGUUUUUUUUUCCGUCUUGGCGCAAGUACCUGGAUGGAGGGGCAGAAAAAAAAGCUCUCCGGGGCACAAAACAGAAAACGGAAGAGGGAGAGAGAAAAAGAUGUAGGGAUGAAGAAAAGCUUCUCAAAGUGGUUGAAAGACAGCAGGCUAUUGCAUCUUCAUCAAGGUCUAGAUGAGUGCAAGACAGGAGAGGAUAGAGUGCAGUUUUUGGAGAAGCUGAUUCUGAAAAAGAGUGUUAGCUCCAGCUGUCCCUGCUGAAACACCACCUCUCAGGACCUGUCUAAAGCUGAGAGACAAGACAAAUGAGGAGGACGCGGACAACAGAAAAACAGAGGGAAGAACAAGAGGAACAACGGCAACAUGCAAGAAGAGGAAGUAGAGAGCACCUGCAGUUUCAUUACUGAACUGUGUCUGAUAUCAAGGGCUGCUGCCUUGCUACCUUCAUUUAGAAGGAACUGGAUUUGAAGGCAGCGGGAUUGGAAGACGUCCUGUAAGGCUGGAAGUUUGUUGCCGAUGAUGGCUUCUGCCUUCCUCACCACUCCUUCAAGGGCCUUGCGGUCGCAGGCGGUGCAGCUGCCGUACACUCUCAGAAAAAAAGUACUAUUCAGGUGGAGCCUGCAGCUCCAAGCUCAUCUGGAAGAAGGAUGUUGCAGAGAGUGCUGUCCACAGUCCGCUCCUUGGUUGAGCCGCCUCAGAUCCCGUUCCUCAGCUCGGUACAUUCAAGCUGAGGUAGAAGACGAGCAUGAGGAAGUUUCUCAACCACGUCAGCUGAUUCCACUCGGAGCGCUGGCAGGGGUCCUAACUGUAAACCUGAAGACCUGCAGAGACUUCAGUAAAUCUGCUCCUUUGAAGAAAGGCAGUCGGGCUGCUGGGAGGAUCACUAUUGGGAGAACGGUGAAGUACACCGUGCAGCAGCCCUACAGCGACCCCAUGUGCUUUGAUGAAUGGAAACACUUCUCGCUACAGAUCCAGAAGGAAGACAUUUGCGGUGUCCAGCAGUCGAGUUUGGUGGUGGUGGAACUGAUUAUGGUGGAUCCUGAUUUAACCACCCCCGUACUCAUUGGCAGAGACACCAUCAUGCUGCAGGAAAUCCUUAAGAAAUCUUCAUUGAGUCAUCAGUUUAAUUUGAGGCUCAUGCAGAAGAAAGUCUGCAAGCUGGACGCAGAUCUGGCGUUCUCAUACGGCUCAAUGCGAUAUGGAUAUUCUCAUCAGAUCAAACAUGCAGGAAGGACCAUUGAGAGUAUGGUAGAGAAAUCUCUCUUUCCCCGCUGCCCUCCUAAUGAAGACCGAGAUCCAUUAUGUAAUGUAAUCACCCCCUCUGCACGGACCCGACUGGACUUCAUUCCCUCUGUGAUGCUGUAACCCCGCUUUGCUGUAGCUCACUAUAAUUCCUCUUUACAGGACAAAAACCAUAAGAAUAAUGUGUAAAGCUGCUGUUGACAUUAGCCGUGUUGGAGGGCUGUAGCUCCAGGUUGGUAACAACAAAAGCAAGUUAACAUGCACAUCGAUCUCCAUUCAGAAUGCGGUUAUGAGAGGAAACACAGAAUCCUGCAGUAAUAGUUUGUGCUAAAAUUAUGUUUUAGGCCAAAACUUUAUAACAAAAUUAUCAAAAAGCAAUCUCUCAGGCAUGAAGUCAUGCAAUCAUAACCUUUUUGUGUAAUAACGGGAUGUAGGUUUCAGAGCCAGUAAACUCGUCGGACAUCUGGUUCCUAGUACUAUAAAGGUGCACUCUGUACAUUUCUUUGGAGAGGCACAUUUCAGACCGAAUCACUCCGAAUAAUUUUUGUCACUUCUAAACCUCUCAAUGACUAAGUCAUUUUGCAAAAUGGGCUGAGUUCCCCUUUCAGUUUCCUUCGAAUUUUGUUCUGUCGUAUCCUUGUUUAUCUGUAUUUUGUCUUAAAGUAUGGGUUAGUCGUUUAACAGUGUGAAUGUGUACGCAUGUGUGUGUGAGACAGAGAGUAUACACGUGUGUUUGUGUGUGUGUGUGUUUGUGUGGGGGUCAGUGAUUGAGCAGAAUUGUGAGUGUUUGAGUGAGUAUUCCACCAUGAUGGCUAAUUAUUGAAUGAAUGCAUAAGCAAGUGAGUGACGGAAUGAAUAAGUGAGCAAAUAAGCAAAUGUGUGAAUGACUGAUUGAGUCGGUAAGUCAGUGAGUUAAAAUCAUUUCUUGAUCAUUAUUUUCUCAGUUUAUUUAUGUAUUUAGAGUAAACCAGUUACAUGUAGAGUAUAUCUACAUGUAGUUUAUCAAAUCAAAUCAAAUCAAAUUUAUUUAUAUAGCGCUUUUUACAACUGAUGUUGUCACAAAGCAGCUUUACAAAAAUGGGAAUCACAGCACAGAGAAUCAGACAAAA
This is a messenger RNA of Pygocentrus nattereri (red-bellied piranha), 2348 nucleotides long. Its product is annotated as C2 calcium-dependent domain-containing protein 6-like. The transcript has 14 exons. The coding region runs from base 514 to 1362 and encodes 282 amino acids. The record is from RefSeq and is a predicted model, not a curated record. Lineage: Eukaryota; Metazoa; Chordata; Actinopteri; Characiformes; Serrasalmidae.